CAAGCGGAAGGUUCACGUUUCAUUGCGGUCAUGACGCCCCGGGGUUGCCUUAGCUAGAAAUAUAAUUGCCUCAUGAUAGUAAAACAGCAUGUCGUUUACAUCUAACCUUAAAUUGCAGACGUCCACAGACCGUACCUCGUCACGUCUUAGCUGGAUAUAUUCGUCCGGAACAGAGUAGCUGUGUCACGUUACUCUACCGGGCCGCUCGGGAGCUAACUGACGUUAGCGGUGGACGAGCUCAGCCCAAGCGAUGACGCUUCGGAGAAUCCGCCGAUACCCUCGGACACUUCUGCUCGCCAUAUUUCUUCUAAUUUUGAGUGUGCAGUUGGUGAAAGCCGCAUCUGAAUAUGACCCCUACAAAAUCCUGGGUGUCAGCAGGAGUGCGAGUCAGGCGGAAGUGAAAAAGGCGUACAAGAGCCUCGCCAAGGAAUGGCAUCCAGACAAGAACAAGGACCCUAACGCCGAGGACAUGUUCAUCAAGGUGUCGAAAUCGUACGAGAUCCUGUCCAACGAGGAACGAAGGUCCAACUUUGACCGCUAUGGGCAGAUGGAUGAAAACCAGCAGUUUGCCCAGUCACAGCAUCAAGGUUUCCGCGGCUUCCACAACAGCUUUUAUUUUGAUGAGUCUUUCUUCCAUUUCCCCAGGUCAAGGGAUUUCGCAGACAGCAAGUACUUGCUUCACCACGGACAGUUUAACACCGAUGUCCUUCCAGACAGCCACAAGAGGCCAUACCUGAUCAAAGUGACCUCUGAGUGGUGCUUUGCGUGCAUCCACAUUGAGCCUGUGUGGAAGGAGACUGUGCUGGAGCUGGAGCCACUGGGUGUUGGUAUUGGCAUUGUGGACUUGGGUUACGAGCGUCGUCUGGCCCACCAGCUGGGAGCUCACCGCGCUCCCUCCAUCAUCGGGCUGGUCAAUGGCAGGGUCAACUUCUUCCAUCAGGCUGUGGUACGAGAGCACCUGCGACAGUUCAUUGAGGACCUGCUGCCCCAAAAACUGGUGGAAAAGAUCACCGAUGACAACUACCGUGUUUUUCUGGAUAGCUGGCGUGUGGAAAAUAAGCCCAGCGUUCUCUUGUUCGACCAAAUCCCUAUUGUUCCCCUACUCUAUAAAUUAACAGCGUUUGCCUUCAGAGACUACGUGCGUUUUGGCUUUGUGGACCAGGGUGACACGCACAACAUUCAGCUACUGCGGCAGUUCAACAUAAACACCUACGCCCCCACCAUGCUGCUGUUUAAGGAGGACUCCGAAAAGCCUGUGGACAUCAUACAGGCCAGAGGGAUGAAGCGACAGAUAAUGGAUGAGUUUGUCUCCAACAACAAGUUCCUGCAGGUGCCUCGGCUGGUCAACCAGCAGCUCUUUGAUGAUCUGUGUCCCGUCAAGCAGUUUCACCGACGGAGGAAGUACUGUGUGCUGUUGAUCACAGGGGAUGACCAAGCCUUUCACCCGGGCAAUAAGGCCUUCCUCGAAUUUGCAUCAGCCAACAAAAAAGACGUGCUGCGGUUCGCUUACGUCUACCAGCGCCAGCAGCAGCCUCUCUGUCAGGCGCUGCUCCACAAUCAGGCUGCCCUCUCGCCUCAGGUGGUGAUUCUGGAGAGGCGGAGCCAUGCUGGCAAGGUCAUGUACCGCUCAGUGAGUGGUGGCUGGAACGGCAGUGAGGAAGAUAAGUAUCACCUCCACGAACAGCUGGAGCUCCUUCAGAAAGACCCCACCUAUCUGAGAUCAGAUGCCACCCUGCCAGAGCUGAACAACGAGAUGGCCCCUAUUUUAAUUAUUCAGUGGAUGAACUCCGCCUAUGAUUACAUCGUUCAAAUAUAUGAUGACCUCCUCUACUCAAACUGGCGAGAGAUGAUGCCCAUUCUGUCGUUGAUCUUCUCCGCUCUCUUCAUUCUUUUUGGCACAGUCAUCAUUCAGGCCUUCAGUGAGCCAGGUGAGAGCAAACCCCGGAAACCGAAGCCAAAAGAACAACCACAACCUGAAGAGGAUGCAUCAAGUAGAGGCAGUACUUCAAGCCGGCCUCCUAAGAAGGACUUUGUGGAGGUGACUGAGCUGACCGACAUAACCUACAUCAGCAACCUGGUCAAGCUGAGGCCUGGCCACAUCAACGUCGUCCUGGUGCUCACCAACGCCUCCAAGAAUGCUCUGCUCAGGAAAUUUGCCAAAGAGGUCUUUUCUUUCUCUGGGACUCAGACUCUGCACUUCUCCUUCCUCAACGCUGAUAAGCACCGCCACUGGAUGCCAUCACUCCUUUGCUCAACCUCCGGCGCUAUGCGGAGAGAGGUCCAUUCGGACGAGGAUGAGGAGUCUGCAAACUACGCUGGCCACGUCCUGGCCCUCAAUGGCCACAAGAAAUACUUUUGCCUCUUUAGACCCGUCUUCACAGGCGACAAUCCCAACGACUCCUCGUCCGAGACCUUGUUCUCCUCUGACAGCAGGAGAAAGUCCCGGCCCCGGUCCAGGUCCAGCUCCCACUCUCGAUCCAGGUCCCAUUCCAGGGAGGAUGGAACGGGACCAAAGAGAGGCUCCAGCAGGGCCACCAGCAUAGAAGUCCACCACAAGCUUGACAGGCUGGGACUGUGGAUGGAGAGGCUAAUGGAGGGCACCCUACUCCGAUUACAGGUCCCUGCAUGGCCCUCCCUUAGUGAAGCCGCUAACUCCUUCGCAGAGAGCUGAAGUCAAAGUAACAAAAAAAGGUUGGAUGGUACUUUGAGGACGCGUAACCACAAAGUGUUACGCGUCCUCAUUACGUUCUUCAGCAAAAAAUCUACAGAACAACUUUGCAGUUUUUAAAACAUUCAAGUUUCUUUACGCAGAGGUAGUUUGUGUAUGCAGUGAACUGUUGACCCAAUUAUUUGAUCAGUUAGAUGUUGGAAUUUGAGGGUAUAGAGUAGUGUGCUUCCGCAAAACCUUUAAAAUGUGCAUAUUGUAUCAAAGGUACAAAGUCUGCGCUUCAUAAUGCUUUGUGUUCUUUGUCCAGAGAUGGAAAGAUGAAGAAGAAGAGACUAUAGGAGCACAGCAAAGGCUGUAGAAAAUUAAUUCACUGUCAGUUUUCACACAAAUAGAGAUCCUGUAGAAGGCGCUGUACUUAUUCCCCAAAACCAGACAACGAGCACCAUGGUGCAGACAAAGGCUGCAGCUAGCUGUGUGUGUUUCACAUUAGCUUUUUGUGUUCUUUUUCUUCCUUUUUUAAUACUCGUCUCAGUAAGAUGUGGCUUCGAGCCCAUUAUGAGUUUUUUAGCUGUAGUAAAACUGAGCUUGAUGAACUAAAGUUUAUAGGCCAAUAUUUGUCUCUUUAGGAGCAUUUAGUUAAACUGGAUUGUGGAUUUCUGCUCUUAUAGAUUCAACAUUUUUUUCCAGGCAAAAGGACAGAAAAAUUCAAUCAACUCACAUCACUCCAUAUACUUUACAUAUAAAAAGUAUCCUUUUAGAAUUUGGUUAAUUAUUGAAAUAGAAUCUUUCCUUAGGGUUUUCAGCUCAGGCCAAGUUGACAUGUCAUGCAGCUGUUUAGAGAUUUAGCAUUAAAUAUGGUACCAGCCAAAUUACUGAUGAAGCCAAUUAAGCCAAUUAUCAUCCGGCAGUGGUACCCUAAAUGUUUUUGUCAUACACUUGCAGUUUUAUUUGGGACUGGUUUCACUUUUUUUUUUUUUAAGUUCAUGUUGAUUGUCUGUAUCGAGGGUAAAAGAUAAACCUUAAUAUUACACACUUGCCCUUUUUUACGCCUUUGCCCUUAAACUACUGUAAAUAUAAAUGCAUGGAAUAUGUAGACCUAAAAUCACUAAAUAAAUGUUUGAGUUUGCACAGGCAGCUGAAAUGCUUCACACCGUCUCUCCCCUCCUCUUACUUUGUAGUGCAUAAUUUGCUGCUUGACAAACAAUAUUUGCAGCACACUAACCUGUAUUCUGUAUUUUUCAUCUUGUAUGCUCUUUGAACUUAUUUUUUGUUUAUAUCCCAUUGUGAGAAAUGUAAAUUAUUAAACUCAUUUUAAAACUG
Messenger RNA from Gasterosteus aculeatus aculeatus (three-spined stickleback), 3988 nucleotides. It is a transcript of the gene dnajc16l, whose product is annotated as DnaJ (Hsp40) homolog, subfamily C, member 16 like. The record is from RefSeq and is a predicted model, not a curated record. Lineage: Eukaryota; Metazoa; Chordata; Actinopteri; Perciformes; Gasterosteidae.